AAAGGUCCUCCUGCCUGAGAGCCAGGAGGUCCCAGGAGAACCGGGAGAGUGCGGCAGACGAGGAGCGACACGGGAUGGGAGCGCAGGAAAAGGAGGAGGAGGAGGAGGCGGCUCCUUCGACGGGGAAGAAGCAACAGAAAUCCUCCAAAGAGGUUUAUUUCUCCGUCCUACCGGACAGAUACGAGCCUCUGAUCGAGGAAGAGGAGGAAGAGGAGGAGGACAGAGAGGAGACGCCAGAGGAGAGGAGGAAGAGGAAGGAGGAGAAGAAGAGGAAGAGGAAGAAGCGGUACAAGAAGUACAGGAAGAACGUGGGGAAGGCUCUGCGGUUCAGCUGGCGCUGUCUGACGGCUGGUUUACAGAACAUGGCCUCCACUUAUUCCACACCGCUCUCGGCUAUGUCCACAGUGGUGACAGAAGUCCAGCGAUCUGCCGGCAGCAAAGCAUGAUGGGACUCGGCCCUGUGCCUCCUCACCCAGGAUGUGACCCACCAGGAGUGUGCUUUUAGUCAUAGAAGAAGAAGUUGGUAUUUAUAACAAUGUGAUUUUUAAUAAGGAUAAAGGAAUUUAGACGGCUAUAAACUAAAUAUUAACACAUUAAUCCCUCAUUUAUAUAAAUGAUAUAAAGCUAUUUUAAAUGUAUUUCUGAUUAACAUUCACUCUGAUAUGAGUUUGUAUUAUAUUUCAUAAUCUCUAUUAUGACUUUUUAUUAUGUUUACCAUCUUUUUCAAAAGCCUAUUUUAUAUUAUAUGUUUUUAAUACUGUGUACAAUCCACUUUAAAUUCUUCAUCAUUUUUAUUAAUGGCUUCAUAAAACUGUGAAAACCUAUUGCUGUAUUUCUUUAAAUAAAUUCCCAUUUAAACUGUGAA
Molecule: messenger RNA, 865 nt
Organism: Dicentrarchus labrax (European seabass)
Lineage: Eukaryota; Metazoa; Chordata; Actinopteri; Moronidae
Exons: 2
Coding region: 75-446 (123 amino acids)
Source: RefSeq, a predicted model, not a curated record